AUGGGUGAUCCUGGAAGAUUUACCAUUCCUGUGUCUAUAGGAGGGAAGAAUGUAGGGCAUGCAUUGUGUGACCUGGGCGUUAGCAUCAACCUGAUGCCUUUAUCAGUGUAUCAAAAGCUAGGGAUUGGAGAAGCAAGACUAAUAACCAUCACCUUACGGUUGGUAGAUAGGUCCAUUACACAUCCUAAAGGCAAGAUAGAGGAUGUUUUGGUUCAGGUAGAUAAAUUCAUUUUUCCUGCAGAUUUCAUCAUACUGGAUUAUGAAGCUGACAAGGAAAUCUCAAUCAUUUUGGGAAGACCAUUCUUAUCCAUGGGGAGAGCUUUGAUCGACAUGAUUGCAGAUGAUUUGAAGAGUGAUGGAAUACAAAAGGAAGAGCUGUUGAACCAAAUAGAGAGCGAGCUAACCAGAAUUCUCAAGGCUGGAGACAAGGAGGCCAAGAUGAUCUAA
Molecule: messenger RNA, 447 nt
Organism: Momordica charantia (bitter melon)
Lineage: Eukaryota; Viridiplantae; Streptophyta; Magnoliopsida; Cucurbitales; Cucurbitaceae
Source: RefSeq, a predicted model, not a curated record